AUGCCCGUCCGACUGCUCGCCUUGGUUUAUGUAUUUGACGUGUUGAAGUUCUCCCGAGGAGAAACUCUCAAGCUCGAUGUGAAGUACGGAGAUAUUCCCAAAGAGAACUUUGGAUUGUAUCAUACUCUGGUCGGCGAGAAUGGCCAGGAGCUACAUGCCCUCGUUGACACUGGGUCGGGUUCAUUUUUCUUCAUCUGGAAGGAUUGGUACGAGAAAGCCAGUGGAGACUCCUGCAGUACUUGUUCCAUGGGGUGUUACGACUGCUCGGAGCCUUGCUCUGUCGGAAAAGUGACGAGAACUGUUACUUUCGAGGACAAAUACACGGUGAACAUUUUUCAGCACAAGUCUAAAUUAGCCAUGGGUCAGGUGUCGCAGAUCCUCACUUUCGGCCUGAUAUUCGACCAAAAACCUCCCAUCAGUGAAGUUCCUCCGACUAACUCGAUGGGUCUUGGCUAUGAUCCAGGUGACGUGAACUUCCCGUCUCUGAUGACGCAGUUGAGAUCAUCAAAAACUAUAACGACCGGGAUCAUUGCUCUCUACUUGUAUCCUCCCGCUGAUCCCAAGGAGGCAUCCGCUGAUGGAGGCCUACUCCUGGGUGGAGGCGAUCCUGCAUUAUAUGAGGGAGCAUUGAAGUAUGUCGGCUUCUCUACGGACGAAGAGUACACGGUACGUAUUGACAAGCUACAAGUCGGUGAUGGACAUAUAACCCUUGGAAUCAAUAUGAACCUAGAGCUCGACACUGGCGCCAACUAUCUAUACGUUCCAACAUUAUACUAUGACAGUCUCAUCAAGGAAAUUGGAGCUCAAACUGAUAAGGCUGCGGGUACGCAUGUCGACUUCAAGUUCGACUCAAUAGAGAAGAUAUGGUACUUCCCUUGCCAAUACAUGGGCGAGUUGCCACUGUUGAAGUUUGGCUUGGGCCCUAAAGGCAUAACUCCAUUCACGAUGACAUACGCGAACUAUGCCAGGAAUCAAUAUGGUAUCUGUAUACUCAUUAUCGCAAAACAGGAAAAGAAUGUUUGGACUUUCCCCGAUCGUAUGCUGAUUGGUAAUUAUUUCGAGUUCCACCCUACUCUUAAACGAGUCGGAAUCGGCAAAUUGAAGCCGCGAUCUUCAUAA
Messenger RNA from Perkinsus marinus ATCC 50983, 1119 nucleotides. Its product is annotated as Candidapepsin-5 precursor, putative. The record is from RefSeq and is a predicted model, not a curated record. Gene Ontology annotation, biological process: proteolysis. Gene Ontology annotation, molecular function: aspartic-type endopeptidase activity. The coding region runs from base 1 to 1119 and encodes 372 amino acids. NCBI's taxonomy places the organism in Eukaryota, Perkinsozoa, Perkinsida, Perkinsidae. The transcript has a single exon.